Messenger RNA from Miniopterus natalensis, 1625 nucleotides. RefSeq names its product small integral membrane protein 15 (gene SMIM15). NCBI's taxonomy places the organism in Eukaryota, Metazoa, Chordata, Mammalia, Chiroptera, Miniopteridae. The record is from RefSeq and is a predicted model, not a curated record.
CAGUUGAAAAUAAUGAGGAAACCGUAGAUAUAAUUAUAACUAGUGGAAUUAGGUUUUCUGAAGUGAUGGUGGGUGAUUUAUAUUUUGUUUAGGUUAUCUCUUCAGAUUCUUCUAUGGACAACACAAAUCGUGUAAUGGGGAGAGAAAAAAACUUUUAAGAAUAAGAAUUUAAACCAUCUCUCAGAAGUGUAUAGUAGAGCUAAAGAAGAAGACAACCAACCAAGGGUCAUCCAUCUGAAGUUGCAAUUGUCUCACUAAUAAUCCCAGGACAGAGUUAGAGAUCACAACUCAAGCAAAGGGCUGCAAAGAUGUUUGACAUAAAAGCUUGGGCUGAAUAUGUUGUGGAAUGGGCUGCAAAGGACCCAUAUGGUUUCCUUACAACAGUUAUUUUGGCUCUUACUCCAUUGUUUCUAGCAAGUGCUGUACUGUCCUGGAAAUUGGCCAAGAUGAUUGAGGCCAGGGAAAAGGAGCAAAAGAAAAAACAAAAACGUCAAGAAAAUAUUGCAAAAGCUAAACGACUGAAAAAGGACUGAAGGAAUGAACAGGCUCUGCAACCAGAGGAAAUUCAUUUGGGAAAUUAUGCAGCUUUGGAAGGACUCUCUAAGGUUUCUUUUCUGGAUUAUGACAGUAUUUAGUAAACUGAGCCUGAGCAUAUGGAAGAAUCGAUCUAGUUCUGACCUCUACUGUAGUAACUUUUAGGCUUCGGUAUAGAAGUCUAUUGACAGUUAUUGUAAAUCAGCAUUUAUUCUACAAAUUCUUUAUAACUGAUUUAGUCAUUUGCCAUUUUGCAGCUUAAAACAUCCUGUAGAGAGAAAAAAAAUGACUUUAGAUUAGAAACUCUAUUCAAAUACUGGCUCAAAAAAGGGUCCUGUUUUGGACAAAGGAAACUAAGAAUGUAAAAAUGAGAACUGUCCUGAGGUGAAAAGUAUGCUUUGGCUUAAAAAGAGAUACAGUGUAUUAAUUACAUCUUUUAUCAUUAUUGCUUAUUUCUUAGUCAUUUCUGGCUUUCUCAAAGCAAAAUAUUAUUAAUCAAUGAGUACUUCAAUUUUCUACAUUUUUCUCAUUUUAGUCUUUCAGAUACUGGUAAUUCAGACAUUCUACCUUUUUUAAAAUCUAAUUUUAUAAAAAAUUCUCUUAAUUAUCGUGACUGUAUAGAGUACCACCUACUAACAAUUUCUGUACUUAUGAACACUGCCAUUUACUUAGAGAUGACUUAUUGAAUAGAGUAACACUAUGAUUUCAAACUUGGAGUAAAAAUUCCAAACCUUGUAGUACUUUGGAACCAGUUUAGUCUUACUUGUGCUAAGAAGAAAUUUGAAGUAGUUACAAUGUCUUAUCUGAUAAUUUGCUGAUUAUAGAGAUACCACUUUUAAUUUUUAUUCCAUUCUUUAUUUGAACUCAUGUAGUGAUGUACUAUAAUUUUUGAUCAAACAAGUUCACAGUGAAAAUUAAAAUUUCAAAUUUCUUUUAAGGAAUUCAUAAAGAGUAAGUCAUAUUUCAUAAGUGGUAAAGAAAGGCUUAACAUUUGGAAAAUUUUUGUUUGGCAUCGUAGUAAUUGGUUGAAAAAAGAUAAAUUAUGUCAAAAUGAGAAUGUGUUGUAAUUAGAAAUAAAAAGCUAAAGGAUA